AUGUAUCCAAGGCCCAACUUCAGCGUUUUGCUCGCCUUGUCGCUUGCACUCAACAUCGCGGGCGGUAACAGCGACAGAGAUGACAGAAUACAGCCGGAUCGCGAGUAUGCCAGAGACAGGGCGCACAUGGUCUUUAACGCAGUCCACUCCGCAGGAAGACUAUGGGGCUCUGCCUUAUAUCACAACGGGUUUGGUUUCUUCCCGGCUACAGUGCCCAUGGGUACUACAUUUUAUCACGGCUCCCGAUCUAAUGAUACACCGUCCAGCCCAGAAUGGCUGGCCUUCGAUAUCGAGCACGCUGAGAACUUUGCACGCUCUUUUAGAUCUAGACGCGGCAGAGGGCGUCCGGGACGCCCUCCACAGACCAAAAGUUCGAAUGAAAAGGUAAUUGGAACAGGAGAAAUUGAGCCUGAAAGCGAAGAAUACCGGGAAGAAUUACGCCGGCGUAGCGACGACACGAUCCUUAGUACUGGCGAUGCGGAAACUGAUGUUAGCGAGACAACCGAGGGCGAUGAUCCUGUGAACUUCCGUGGCUACCUCCAUACGUAUCAAACAAGCCGUGAACUAAAUGUUCUUGUUGUUGACGGUAUGAGUGCUGGAAAGACCAGCAUGGGUACACUGGAUUCCCAAGACCUCCUGCUCCGGGAAAACAACACGAGCGGUAAACUGGACGAGUGGGACCGAGCUCUUGAUUUGUGCAAACUGGCUUCUGAAUGGGGUUUGGAUGGGUUUGUUCGGGCGGAGAUUGGCGUUGAGAUCAUCAAAUGCGACUUUGGCAACGGCUUGAACCUGGAUAGCAUGAUACGCACGGAGUUGCACGACAAGACCAUGGGAGGAUUUCGCCUAGCUAUGUUCCAGUGGGUGAGGGCGGUUGCUGAGCGUUACGAUGGGGUUGGGGCUGAUCGACUCCGGAUUGAUUUCUCUUCGAUGGUAUCUGGGCUGUUCUUUCCUGUCAACAUCUCCAGCACAAUGCCAGAACGACCAGAUCUCAAAAGGCUCGGCGCAGCAACACUUGACGAGCUCAGAGACAUCAAAAAGUAUCUGAAAGAUAUUCUGCGUCAACCUCGGAGGUUUACCGUGAACUGGCAGGGCACUACCGACCUUAUCAUCAACCGGUAUAGCAAGAGACUGGCACUCAUGGCACACAGGUCCUUAUCGUUGCGCCACUUUGUCGACGAGAUCGAGUCUGCUACACUGACCUGGGUCGAUGCACCACCAGCGCCUGACGACGUUUCCAUGGCAGGCCGAGAGGCAACGAACCGGACUGCAGAUGCUAUUGAGCAAUGCAGAAUUCAUUAUCUCCGGCCAGCUCUGUCGGCUAAGGAGCGAUGGAGUGCUGAAGACGAGUUGAUAUACACAUCCUUCGAUGCAGUGCUUAAUGUGAUCUGCCAAACACUGUUUUCGGUGCGCAGUCGACUGCUCGAAGCAUCUGGCUCAAAUUUGACCGAUUAUAGGAUCAAAGGUGACAUGGAUAACAAUGCCGAACUGGAAAAGGCGAUAGAGGAUGGUCGGAUUACGAUCCAAGAACUGAUCGACACGCUAGGAUGGUCAAUAUGGAAGAGGCCACAACCCUGCGCACCGGACGAGACAUCUAUGAUUGCUAUGUGGCCGUUUGGAACGAAGGAAGACCACUGGCACCCAGGAUGUCGCGCGAUUGACACAGUCCAGCACCCUACUGAUAGCUAUUGGGAUUUACACUUGCCUCGCAGAAAUGCAUGA
Messenger RNA from Fusarium sp. VM40, 1719 nucleotides. The record is from the annotation of a GenBank genome assembly. Lineage: Eukaryota; Fungi; Ascomycota; Sordariomycetes; Hypocreales; Nectriaceae.